AUAUGGCCUGUGCGGGGCGUGGGACACAUUCUACUGUGGAUGAGAGAGAGGGGAUGCGCCGCCGAUUACGCACGGCGUUCCAGGAACUGUACGCAUAUUAAAAAGCUUGAAAGAUAACUCCAGUGCUUUAAAUCGAAUAUACUGACGGAUGUCUCCAGAGUAUGUAACAAGCAGUCGACACAGGAUCUCACAUUCAGUAUUAGACUCAUCCGAACCUUUGCUGGACUAUAAAAUUCACUUUUGACCCUGACGGACGGUGACAUCCCAUCAUGCCGCUGCUCGUGUUCCCCACUUCCCAGCUGCUGUGGGUCCGUGUAGCCGCCCUGCUGUUCACCUGCGUGGCGUUCAGCGUCGUGGCACACGGAGCCCACGUGAACGGAGGCAUGGCUGACUGGUGCAUCUUCUGCUGGGCGUUCAGCUUCGCCUGCACCCUGGUGGUGCUGCUGGUGGAGCAGUUCGGCCUCCAGCCCCGCGUCCCCGUCUCCUGGUCCAACUUCCCCAUCACUGUCGCCUGCUACGCCGCCCUCCUCUGCCUCUCUGCGUCCAUCAUCUUCCCAGUCUUUUUCCUCAGGGACCAGUGGAUGAGCAAGGACAUGCGCGACCAUCGCAUCGCCUCCACGGUCUUCUCCUGCCUGGCUGCGGUCGCCUACAUGGGGGAGGUGAGCCUGUCCAAAGCGAGGCCGGGAGAGGUGGCAGGUUACAUGGCGACGGCUCCAGGCUUACUCAAGGUGUGCCAGACCUUUUUGGCCUGCGUCAUCUUCAUCCUGGUCAGCGAGCCUGUGACCUACGACGGCCAUGCGGCACUGAAGUGGUGCAUGGCCGUGUACUGCAUCUGCUUCAUCCUCUCCAUGGCUGUGGUGGUGCUGUGUGUGGGAGAAUGCACCGGCUGCCUGCCCAUCCCGUUCUCCAAGUUCCUGUCAGCAUACGGACUCUUGGCGGUUAUCAUGUAUCUGACGGCUACCAUCAUCUGGCCCGUGUUCCAGUUCGAUAAGCAUUACCAGAGCAGAGGCCGGGAAUCUCCAAAAGUGAUCGCCACGGCUGUGCUCACCGCUGUCAAUUUUCUGCUUUACCUCGCCGACCUGGCCUACACCGCCAGGCUAGUGUUUGUCAGCGUCUGAGAAGAGCAGAAGCGAAGAAGAGAGACACGCUGAGCACUGAAGAACAGAAAUAAAGGGGCUAAGAGCUUGAGUGGCUUCACAGAGCAGUGUAGCUAAUUUCGAAUGAAAAAAGACCCUUUUUGUCCUUUUUGUUUCCUAUUUGUAAAAUACUGAAAUUAGAUACAUGGUAGCACCAAAAACCAAAGCUCCAGGACAGUGUGUGUGUUUGUAGGUGGCUGCAGUACAGUAUUAGACCUCAAAUGUGAAAAGAUCUGUGUCGAAUGUGCAGUAUAGCAUCGUGUAACAAAAAACAAGCUAAAAUUCAAUCAAGUCGACACACUGGAACACGGAACAACAACAGUCCAACACAAAGAUUUGUUCGUCAUUGUUUUGUUUGCCUUUUGUUAGUGAGGUUUUGUCUCCAUAACAAAGUAUCAGUAUUGACACAUUUUGAAAUCAUGUAAUAUGAAUAAAUGAAGUGUUUAGCUAAACCAAUAAAGGUUUUAUUUUAGUGCA
Amphiprion ocellaris (clown anemonefish) is the source of this 1613-nucleotide messenger RNA. RefSeq names its product myeloid associated differentiation marker a (gene myadma). Gene Ontology annotation, cellular component: membrane. NCBI's taxonomy places the organism in Eukaryota, Metazoa, Chordata, Actinopteri, Pomacentridae. The transcript is spliced from 2 exons. The record is from RefSeq and is a predicted model, not a curated record. The coding region runs from base 270 to 1118 and encodes 282 amino acids.